GACCGAUCUUUGCAGCUUCAUCAUCAUCAUCAUCAUCAUCAUCAUCACCGGCAAAACGCAGAUAUAUAUAAUCACCCUAUUCCUCCUCACAAGAAGAACGAACUUCACAACAAAAAUCCCAAAUAAAAAAAGGAAUUCAACAAAUACAUAAAUUCUCCCUCCUUUUUUUUUUUUCUCUCCAUUGUGUUGAGAUUAUUAAUCGUAUACUCUCUUCCGGGCACAAAUUUUUCAUACACACUGCUACGAUUCGGUGCUCCGAUUGCGUCAUUCCGAUCUUUGUGAAUCUCCCACACUCUCUCUGGGAUCUCUGAUUACACUGUUGCCGGUUCUCUGAAAGGUUCUGCUCUGGUGCCGCUCGUGAGAUGGCGUCAAUGGCCGCAAAGAGUUGCAAUGUCAGUGUCAAUACUACUAGCCUAGUGUCUCCUUCAGUGCUUGUCCAGGAGAAAGCCAGUCGGAAUAAGAGAAAAUACCGGGCGGAUCCUCCUCUAAGCGACCUGAAUAGAGUCAUCCCUUUACCUCAGAGUGAUUCUUCCAUUUAUGAGUUCUCCGCUGAGAAGUUUGAGAUUCCACCGGCUCAGGGUCAGGCCCAGAGUAGUUCCUUUGACUUGUCUAAGGUUCAUCAAGAACUCAAUCCUGACAGCUUGAAGCUCGAUCUUGGGCUGCCGAGCUCAUCCGAAGUCCGGCCUGGGACUAGUCAACAGCCAAGGGAAGAGGUUGCUGAUGUUGAUGAAGGUCAGGAAGCAGAUUGGAGUGAUCCUGAAGAAACCGAACUAGAAAAGCUUGCACUGAGCAGCUUAGACACAAUCUUCAAGAGUGCGAUUAAGAAGCUUGUCUCGUGUGGGUAUUCCGAGGAGGUUGCUUUAAGGGCUGUGCUGAGGUUGGGUCUCUGUUAUGGUCCUAAAGACAUGGUGACAAAUAUCGUUGAGAAUACCUUACCAUUCCUGAGGAGCAUUCAGGGGAUGGUGGACCCUGCCCCAAGGGAUCACCACCAACACCAUUUCGGGGACUUACAGCAGUUGGAGAAGUAUGUUUUAGCUGAGAUGGUCUGUGUAUUGAGAGAAGUGCGGCCAUUCUUCAGUGUGGGGGAUGCUAUGUGGUGCUUGCUCAUAUGUGACAUGAAUGUAUCUCAUGCUUGUGCAAUGGACGGAGACUCUUUCAGUGGUUUUAAUGGUGAAGGGGACUCGAACAGGACUUCUUCUUCUACUUCUGCUUCUAAUCAGUCCAAGGAGAAUGGAGAUUCUCAGGGUUCAGAGUUUGGUCUUCCAGAUGGUUCGGCUCCAAUUCCCGCGGUUCCUUGCUCUCAUCAUCCGCGAGUUGAUGAACAUCAUGGUUCCUCUUCCUCACCCCAAACCAACAGACUAGAUGGCGAGGCCAAGAAUCUCACUCUUGAGGUGGUUGAAAAGUCAUUUAGUUCAUCUCAUUCUCAGCCUGUGGAAAAGUCUGUGAGCAAUAAAAAGGUCCUCUCAAGCAUCAACAAGAGAGAAUACUUGCUUCGACAGAAGUCUCUCCAUCUCGAGAAACACUCUCGGACACAUGGGUGUAAAGGGUCUUCGAGAGCGGGAAAGCUCAGUUCCCUUAGUGGGUCAUCAGUCUUGGAAAAGAAACCAAAGCCCGUGUCAGAUUCUAAUUCCAUCAGUUUAAAAACUGCUUCCUUGAAGAUAACUAAGGCAGUUGGAGUCGAUCUAUCUCAGGAGAAUAGCGCUGGUACUUCAUCGACCCUUGCAGGACCCUCGACUCCUGCCUCCUUUAAUCCCGAAACAACAGUCAAUAGUGUCCCUGAAUUGCCAAAAACUAGUACGGGGUCCCCGCCUGUGCUACCUGUUCUUAGUGCCCCACAUACAUUUUCAGGAACCAAUACUGAGCUAUCUCUUUCACUAACUGCAACCAGCAACUCUAAAUCAAUGCCUAUUGGCUCCAAAGAUGAGGGGCCUAAUUGUAACUUUGCAGGAAUACCGUAUGAUAAGUCUGCGGGCCAGUUCAUUCCUCGAGACAAGAAGGACGAGACUAUUUUAAGUCUAAUCCCGAGGAUUAAGGAGCUGCAGAAUCAGCUAAAUGGAUGGAAUGAGUGGGCCAAUCAGAAGGUAAUGCAGGCAGCUCGAAGGCUGAGCAAGGAUAAGGCCGCACUUAAACUGCUUAGGCAAGAGAAGGAAGAAGUUGAACGGCUCAAGAAGGAGAAGCAGAAUCUCGAGGAAAGCACAAUAAAGAAACUCUCGGAGAUGGAGAACGCUCUGUGCAAGGCCAGUGGACAGGUGGAGCGAGCUAAUGCAGCUGUGCGAAGGUUAGAAUCAGAGAAUGCUGCCCUGAGGCAAGAGAUGGAAGUGGCUAAGUUACAUGCCACGGAAUCAGCUGCUAACUUUCAGGAGGUUUUGAAGAGGGAGAAAAAGACGCUGAUGAAGUUUCAGUCAUGGGAGAAGCAGAAAGCUCUGAUCCAGGAGGAGCUCGCAACCGAGAAGGGAAAGUUGGGGAAGCUGUCACAGGAAGUAGAGCAGGCUAAGAAUCAUAAGAAUCAAAUUGAGGCUAGGUGGAGACAGGAGAAGAAAGCAAAGGAAGAUCUACUGGCACAGGGAACUCUAAUCCGAAAAGAACGGGAAGAAUCGGAGGCCUUUGCCAAAUCCAAGGAGGACAUGAUCAAGCUUGAAGCAGACAACAACUUCCACUGCUUCAAGGAAGACAUCCAGAAGCUCGAGAAGGAGAUUUCCGAGUUGAGGCUCAAGACUGACUCCUCGAAAAUUGCGGCCCUGAGGAGGGGCAUUGUCGAUGGCACCUAUGCUAGUCGAUUUACAGACAGAAAAACUCCACAGGCCCACAAGGAGGACCCCCCUGCUGCUGCCAUCGCUCCUGUGUCAGACCUCGUUGCAGACUUCAAGGACUGCUACUGCGUGAAGAGGGAAAGGGAAUGCGUGAUGUGCCUCUCAGAAGAGACGUGCGUGGUCUUCCUCCCAUGUGCCCACCAGGUCGUCUGCAAGACAUGCAAUGAGCUCCAUGAGAGGCAGGGGAUGAAGGACUGUCCAUCGUGCAGGUGCACCAUACAGCGGCGGAUCACCGUCCGUUAUGCCCCCUCUUGAUCAGGAGCCAAUCAGGCGGAGUGGAAAGGGAUGAGUUUGUGCUGUGAUUUUAAAAUCGGGAAUUCGAGUUGAGUGCCAUAAAUAAUGGUGUGAAUCGGACUCCUCAUCAUCAUCGUCCUCCUCUGGAGUUGAAUAAUGAAUGGAAUAUACAAAUAUCUUCUCUUCCCAUAUAUAUCAAAAGAGUUUUCAAAACUUUCAA
Punica granatum (pomegranate) is the source of this 3264-nucleotide messenger RNA. The record is from RefSeq and is a predicted model, not a curated record. Lineage: Eukaryota; Viridiplantae; Streptophyta; Magnoliopsida; Myrtales; Lythraceae.